Podarcis muralis (Common wall lizard) is the source of this 2258-nucleotide messenger RNA. RefSeq names its product leukemia NUP98 fusion partner 1 (gene LNP1). NCBI's taxonomy places the organism in Eukaryota, Metazoa, Chordata, Lepidosauria, Squamata, Lacertidae. The record is from RefSeq and is a predicted model, not a curated record.
UCCUAAGAAGAAGAAGAAGAAGAAGAAGAAGAAGAAGAAGAAGAAGAAGAAGAAGAAGAAGAAGAAAUCUCUCAGAUUUUAUUUUAUAAAAUCUGAAUUCACUCUCUCUAGCCUCCUCCCCAGGAACUUUUUUUACAUUAUCAACAACUAAAAAGAAAUCAGAAAAUGUAAAAUAUAUAUGACUGAGAUAAUAACCAUAGCCCUAUGGAGAAUAAGUCUAAUCCUUUUCUUUAAAGCUCACAAUAGCCCUUACCAUGUCCUGUUGCUAUGGGCUUCAUAAGUUAAUCAUCAUUAAUUAAGACAUCCUGUUUCAUGUUCGUCCUAAACAUCCCAGCAAUUGAUUUAAUCUGAUGGUCUCUUGAGGGAGGAAGCAGUCUGUUAUAAAUGUAUAUGGUUUCUUCACCAGACAGUGUGGUCAGAAAACAUGCUUUGCAUGUUUAUAUACUAGACAUAUAGAUUUCAAAAGUUUGUGUUUAUAUUUUUGUUUGUGUUUAUAUUUUCCACAGGUGGACCACUUUUUCUGUUCUGGAAAUAUCAAUUCAUAUAUCAUGAAACAUAAUUAUAAGAGGAAUAAAUGUAUAAAUGCACAUACAGUGGCAGAUUGGAACCAGUCUUUGGUUGGCACAAUGUAGUGUUAGCCAAAUUAUAGAAUCUUCCAAGGAGAGCCUUUUUGUAUAGAUGCUAUAUGUAAUUUGAAUAUUGGAAGCGAGAACAUGUUAUUUUGUACAGUCAUUUAAGAUCUAUACUGUGCUAGUUCCUGAACAUGGUCAAUACAUCAAUUCUGCUUCCUGAAAUUGCAAGCCAGAUCUAAAUCACAGCCUGAGCCUUGCAGGCAUGUUAUCAUGGAAAGCUCUCCAUUGGUAUUGACAGCUGGUGCACUCAACAGCAAGACUAUGAAGCAGGCGGCCCAGUUCUCUUGCCACCCUGCAGGGUGUGUGACAUUGGGAAUUUCUGUAAUGGAAAGGUUAGAAACAAGUAGCAAUUGUUAAAAUAGAUUACCAGGGCUUGGCUUGUACAUAUAUAGACAAGACCAAGGGCAGCACUGGACUAAUAUAUAUUUGUUGGGUUGCUUUUAGGUGGUAGCAUUUUCUAAAUAGAAGGGACCAAUUUGAAAUUACAGCACUAUUCCCUCAUAGUUGUGUGGAUAUAAUUCAGCAGUGCUGUUUCACAUACAUAUUUCCCGUCUGUACAUGGACUAUGAAGAGGAUGAUGAUCUUUCCUUUGCAAAAUGGAUGAGUAGUUUCUGGGGCCAUAGUGUGACUGAUGAAAGAGAGAGUAGAGCACAGAAGAAGCAGCAGACAAGAUCGCUGAGUGAAAGGAGAGCCUCUCUUCCGGCCAAGCUUUCUUCCAUCCAUAUGACAAGGCUUCAUGGUUCUACCAAGAUCCCAUCCUCGGGCCACCUAAAAGAACUGCAAGAAGAUCAAGAUACAAAAUGCCAUUGUCAUAUGAAGGCAAGCAAAAAAUCCUCAAAUGGUAAUUCUUCCCAGGGGACAAGUGGACCAAACAGUAGAUCAAACUCCAUACAGGAAUUUUCAGAAUCCUUUGAGAAGCAACUGCAUUUCAAAAACAAGCGCUCAGUUUCUUUGGAACCUGAAGGGAUGAAAGAGAGGAGAGAAAGAGAAAAACUGCAUAUUCCCAAGAGCAGGUCUCAUAAGAAAGCGGGAGAAAAGAAGGAGCCAAAGAGAGAGCAAGGUGAAGGAGAACACAACACAGAAUUUGCAGCAGGGAAACAUAGUUAAUAAUUUCCUGAUACCCAGGAAUAAAGAGGAAAUGUGUUUGCAUCCAUUAGGAUAGACUGACUUUUUAAAGAAAUGACAGUAUAAAAUAGAUUCUGACACUUAGUUUUUAUUCCCUAAAAUUGCAAGUGUUAUAUAAGUAGAACAAAGCAUAAAUGUUAAAAUUAAAAUACUUUGUAUUCCUUUGAAGCUGUUUGUAUAGACUUGUUAAAAAACUGCUACAAUCAGAAACAUUUAUCUAACAAAAGUGAGCAAUAAAUUGUCAGACAACCAUUCAAUGUGUUAAUUUACAAACACAAAUAUAAAUAUGAAAGGCUUGAUGGUUGUGCUAAGCCAUAUGAAGAUGGCUUUUGUUAAAGUUGGAAGCUGAGCAAAGAUUCAGCAGUAGGCUCAUGAAAGAAGAAGAAUCAUCCAUACCUACUGACUACUGACUUGUGCUGCAUGAUUUUAAGUUUCAUAGAUAACAAUACAGUGGCACCUCAGAAGUUGAAUGAAAUCCGUUCUGGAAGUCCCUUCGACUUC